Messenger RNA from Candida dubliniensis CD36, 2823 nucleotides. RefSeq lists its product as uncharacterized. NCBI's taxonomy places the organism in Eukaryota, Fungi, Ascomycota, Pichiomycetes, Serinales, Debaryomycetaceae. The record is from RefSeq and is a predicted model, not a curated record. Bases 1 to 2823 code for a protein of 940 amino acids. The transcript has a single exon.
AUGUCGUCAAAUUUCUUUAAGGAUACCCAAAAUAGUAAGGGAGUGAGCUUGUUUGGAAGCAAUCAAUGUCCCGAUGGAACUGGUGUGUCUUCUUUUAAAAUACAGCCAUCGCCUGCCAUUGACAUUGAUAGUUCCUUGGGUUCAGAGUUUGAGAUAGGUUUGAAUUUUGGCAAAGAUGAUUUACAACAGAAAUUCCUUGACCUGGCCUGUGAGGUGAAAAAUGAUGUUGAAAAGUCAGAGAUUUCUUUGGCAACAACUUUUACGGAAUCUUCCAAAUCAAAUGAAACAAGACCUAGUUUGAAUUCAUGUACUGAUGCAAGUAUAACUGAGCACGAAAUUGGGUUUGAAAGCAGAAAGUGUUUAAAUACUGGUGCUCGUAAAACAAAAACAUUGUGUUUGUUUAAUCAGCCAAAGUCAAAUAAAACAGGAAAGACUGAAAAACUGUCCUCAACUACAAAGAAGGAAAUCAAAAAGCUUUCUACGCCAAGGGUUUUUGACACCAUUCAAUUAGAAGAGCGAAGCAAAGCUAAGACUAGAAGUGCUCUGAAUGGAGGUGUAUCAGAAACUCCGUUAAGGUCACAAAUAUCUGGCAAUUUCCUGGCAGUGUCGUUUUCUGAAUUAAUUGGACAGGUGGAAGCCACAAAAUACAAUUUGGAAAAGGAAUUGGAACUUACUCGGAGAAAGUUGCUGAAGAUAGAAGCAGAGAAGCUAGAGAAGGAACAGUAUAUAAAAAAUUUGAGUGAUGUGAAUUCUCGAACCAAAAGCCAGGUGGAAGCCUUGUUCAAACAUGUGACACAAUUGGAUUCUGAUUUUAAUGAUUUGAGACAUGAUAAAGACAAAGCCGAAAAGAAAUACCAAAAAAUUAAAGAUGACACAAAUCGUUAUAAAACCAAAGUAGGUGAAUUUUUUUCCACUCUUGACGAAUUGAAGCAGAGCAUGAAUUCCAUAAGAAUGCAAAUGCAAGUACAUUUCAAGGUAAAAGAGUUGGAACUACAACAAAAAGAUGUGCAGCUUGAUGAGAUGUCUGGGUUGUUGUCUGAGGAAAAAAUCAGGUUAGCCGAAAUGCAAAAAAUAUCAUUUGACCUGUCGAAAUUGGAAUCCAAAAUAUUAGAAUUAUGCCGGGCUUUGGUGAUCGACAUAUCUGGCCGCUUUUCCAACGAAAUCAAACAAGCUAUAGGGUCUGAGAAUUUGAACAGCAGUUUAGAAGACAAGUUCGCUUUUGUUGAAAAAGAAUUUAAAAAUUUCAUAUCGACCUCUAUUGCUUCAAAAAUAGCUGAAUUGGAAGCAGCCAUAGUUAAUAAAGAUCAAAACUUGAGUCUGUUGGUAUGUUCUGAGUUUCAAAAAGCAGCUGCCCUUGAAUCUGCAAAUCACCUAACUACCAGAGAACAGUUGCUGAUACAAAUUGAGAACAACAUCGGAUUAAUGCAAAAGAAGAUUUUAGAUGAUCAGGAAUUGAGACUGGAUUAUGAUCAGAAGCUAGCAUUAUUAGAGUCGGAAAUCACACAAUUGGAAAGAGCAAAAGUACAAUUAGAAAGUGAGCUUUCUAGUCAUAAAACUUCAUCACAUGAUAGAAUAUUACAUUUGACUGGAAAGCUGAAUGAGCUAGAACAAGAAUUAGCUACUGCUAGACAAAAAGUUAUUGAAUGUGAUUCUACCGCGGAAAAGCUGUUGCAUGAUCUUUUAAAUGUUCAAGAAGAAUUAAAAUUAAAAAAUGCUUUGUUAAAUGAAAAAGAUGCUGAAUUGUGUGAGUUGCAAAAGAAUUUCAAGGUCGAAGUAGCUGCUUUCCAAUCAAAAACAAGCAAAGAAAAGAAAGAACACUUACUCAUUGUGGAAUCUAGAAACUGUUUGUUGAAAGAAGCUGAGGUCUUGAAAAUGGUUAUUAGGAGUAUUUCCAGAGAUUAUGAAAUUUGUCAAAAGGUAAAGGCAGAUAAUGACUUGGAACGUGAUAAAUGGAAGAUUAAAUACGAUGAUAUGAAGCUGCAAAAUAAUUUGCUUAUGGAAACACUAAAGGACUGUUUUGCUCAAAAUCAAGAAACAAAUGACACGGUAUCACAACUUAUACAACAACAUAAAGAACAAUUAAAUAUAAUAAAGAAAGACUUAGAAGCUGAACACAAAAAUUCAAUACGAUUGGAGCAAGCCAAUUUAAAAUUACAGUCCGAAAUACAAUCCAAAGAAUUGGCCAUGAAACCGGAAGAGAGUAUUACUUAUUGUAAGAGGAUGUUUGAUGUUUUUGGUGAGGCUCUAAAGAAUGAAGAGGCUCUAACAAAAGGUUUGGGUGUUCAGAUCAAAGAUAUUUCAGAGUUUAUGAAGAGUGAUAGUGCCAGCUAUAAGUGUGACCUCAAUAACUUGAAUGAAACAUUGAGUUCACUAAAAAUACAAUUGAAACAUCCCAUGGAGGUCUCGUCAUUUAGGUUUGAUAAUAGCUGCACUUUGGGAGAACCUAAACAAAGCAAUAAUCAGCAAUUAUUGUUACCCCUCAAUAAUCAAAACCUUAGAGUCAACAACCCUACUGCUGUCAUGGAAUCUUCUGCUAAACUAACCCAAAGGAUUAAAGGGAGAAAGAAAACACUAAAAUCUCAGGAAACAGAGAUCUCACAAGAGUCUCAUAAAAUGCACAGGAUACACACAAGUGUCGAUUCCAAUUCUGGAGCCAAUUAUUGUAAAGAUACUAUACUGUCAGCAAGUAUUGUGGAUCACAAGAAGUUGAAUUUGACAAACAGAAAUUCUAAAAAGACUCUAAACAAGCAAAUUGCUGAUGAUGUGUUUUCUCUUUCCCAUAUUACAAGUUCACCUCCUUCAAAGAAAUCCAAGAAAAAAUGA